AUGAUUGAUAUCAAUCUGUUACGAGUCGACAAGGGAGGAAAUCCGGACUUGGUUCGAGAAUCUCAGCGAAAACGAGGAGGCCGUGUCGAACUCGUCGAUGAAGUCAUUGCUCUGGACGAUGAGUGGAAGAAAGCUCGAUUCCAGGCUGAUCAGAAAAACAAGGAAAUCAACGCAAUCAACAAGGAAAUCUCGGCAUUAUACAAACAAGGCAAAAAAGACGAUGCUGCUACACUCAUCGCAAAAAAGACGGACACGGAAGCUCAACAAAUCCAACUGACGAAACUCUCUGAUGAAAAGGAAGUCAUCUUGAACAAGAAACUCACUCUUAUUGGAAAUAUUGUGCAUGACAGCUGUGUAGAUUCAUUGACUGAGGACGAUAAUGCUGUAAUAAAGAAGUGGUGGCCUGAUGGUCGAACUGAAGAUGCUGAAAGGCAACGACAUAAAGAGCUAGUCAAGGAAGAUAAAGGUGUACCCGGUUUAUUGCCACAUCACGAAGUGCUGGCUGGUAUUGAAGGAUAUGAUGCUGCUAGAGGUGCCAAUAUUGCUGGUCAUCGAGGCUACUUUCUAACAGGUCCAGGUGUCGACUUUAACUUGGCACUGAUGCAAUAUGGUCUGGACUUUUUGGAAGAAAGAGGAUAUACAAAGCUAUGGACUCCCUUCUUCAUGAAGAGAGAAACUAUGGCCAAGACUGCGCAGUUAGAGCAAUUCGAUGAAGAAUUAUAUAAAGUCGUGGAACGAGAACCUGGAACCAGUGAAAGCAAGGAAGACAAGGAAGCGGAGGAGCCCAAAUAUUUGAUUGCCACUUCUGAACAACCCAUCAGUGGCUUCCAUGCUGGUGAAUGGUUUUCAGAGAGCGAUGACUUGCCAAGAAAAUACGCAGGUGUCUCGACCUGUUUCAGAAAAGAGGCUGGUUCAGCUGGUCGUGACAAUUGGGGAAUCUUUAGAGUUCACCAAUUUGAAAAGAUUGAACAAUUUGUAUUGACUGAUCCAGAAAAGUCAUGGGAAAUGCAUGAAGAAAUGUUGGAAGCAGCUGAACUAUUCUACCAAAGUCUUGGAAUUCCAUAUCAUGUGAUUUCAAUCGUAUCUGGAGCACUCAACAAUGCUGCUGCCAAAAAGUAUGAUUUGGAAGCAUGGUUCCCCUUCCAAACUACAUACAAGGAGCUAGUGUCAUGCUCCAAUUGUACAGAUUACCAAUCUAGGAGGUUGGAAAUUCGAUAUGGUGCCAAGAAGUUGAAUGAUACUGUCAAGAAGUAUGUCCAUUGUCUGAAUUGUACACUUACGGCCACGGAACGUACGAUAUGCUGUAUUUUAGAGAAUUAUCAGACUGAAACCGGAGUCGUUGUCCCUGAAGUCCUUCGACCGUACAUGAGAGGCAAGUCCUUCUUCCCAUACAAGAAAAUACCUGGUGCUAGUGCUGGUAAAGAGGCUGGUGGUCAUCUCAAGAAGGCAAGAGCAGAGGAAGCGAUGCGAGACACCUUUUGGUAUUCCAUAACUCAUUGA
Synchytrium microbalum is the source of this 1500-nucleotide messenger RNA. RefSeq names its product serine---tRNA ligase (gene SMI259). The transcript has 7 exons. NCBI's taxonomy places the organism in Eukaryota, Fungi, Chytridiomycota, Chytridiomycetes, Synchytriales, Synchytriaceae. The coding region runs from base 1 to 1500 and encodes 499 amino acids. Gene Ontology annotation, cellular component: cytosol. Gene Ontology annotation, biological process: seryl-tRNA aminoacylation. The record is from RefSeq and is a predicted model, not a curated record. Gene Ontology annotation, molecular function: ATP binding; tRNA binding; serine-tRNA ligase activity.